ACACUGAUACGCAUUCAAAAUGGUGAAAAGUCGAUAAUUUAUUGCCGUACUGAUUUGUCUAAACUAGAUUGUUAAAAAACCUUGUACAUUUAUCAUAAGACUAUAAAGUCUAUAGGUUUUAAUGUUUUUUUAUUAGUUUUAACUUGUUCGGAACGUUUUAUUGUUUAGUGUUUUAAAAAUGGAGGAGGAGGAAUCUUCGGAUAUGUGCCAGACUUGUCUUGUACGGGGCCGUUUCCUUUACCCGCUACGAAAAUUGACAUCAACGUUAAAUGAACUGGGAAUUCCUAUUAAGACAGAUGUGACCACCGGUGUGUGCUGGGAAUGCAAGACAUUUAUUAUGAAAAUAAAGAAAUUUAAACUGCAAGUUAUCAAAGCGCAGGACGCGUUGAUGGAAAUAGCAACGCAUAAGGAUUUUCAAUCAUUAAGCAGAUUAUCAUGUAACACUAAAUAUACGUAUGAUCUAGAAAUAUUACACACAGAUCCAUUAGAUGAUAUUAAAACUGAAAUAAACGAUAUUGAAGUAAAUAAAGAUGAAAAAAAUAGUUCAACAAAAAAGGUAACCAAAAAGGAAUUGUUCAACCAAAAAGGAGUUGAAUCACAAGUGAGGGGUAAAUACACAAAGAUAGUGUUUACGGAAGAGGAAAUGUUAAAGAAUAGAGAGGAAAAAAGAAAUCAACCUAAUUACAAAAAGAUAAUCUACAAAUGUGAUUCUUGUGUAUUGGGUUUUACAAGGAAGGAAAACUAUGAUUUACAUGUAGAGAAACGACAUGACGAGAAUAUCGGAAUAAACAUAUGCAAUAUAUGUGAAUCUCGUUUUACUAAUAUAAAAGCAUUGGACAAACAUCGUAAGAAGCAUUAUGUAGUGUAUAAAUGCAAACUCUGUGAUUAUGAGACAUUAGAACUAUGGUCUAUGGUCAAUCAUUCAAGAUUGAAACACAAUAAUGAUGCAGAAGGACAAAUACAUUGUAAGAAAUGCAGUUUUAUUGCGAGAAACCCAGAAGAGAUGUCUAAACAUGUACAAAGUCAACAUUUCUUACAAUGCAAAGAAUGUGGAGAUAAAUUUAAAGGCAAAAAUACAUUAAGAACACAUCAAAUACGUAUACAUGCAGUGAAACGUGAAUAUAAAUGUGAUAUAUGUGAAAAAUCGUUUAAAACUAAAUCUCGUUUGGAAUCUCAUAUUGUGACUCAUAAUAGUACAUUGGCUAGAAAACUGUCAUUUUGUACAACUUGUAAUGUGCAAUAUAAAAAUAUAUAUGUGUUCAGAAAUCAUUUGAAAAACAGUGCAAAUCAUUCGGAGAGAACAUAUGAGUGUAAGGAAUGUAAAAAGAAAUUCGCAUCAAAAGUAUAUUGGAGGAAACAUUGGGAGUUCUAUCAUUUACAAAAAUCACAAUUUAAAUGUGAAAUAUGCAAUAAGUUGUUUAUUUCUGAUUGGAGAUUGAAAAAUCACAGACAGACCCAACAUGGUGUAACAAGAAAUAGAAACCACACUUGUAAUAUAUGCGGAAAGAAAUUCUAUACUCAAUCAACUUUACGUGGUCAUCAAUUGACACAUUCUGAGGAACGGAGCUACAUGUGCGAGGACUGCGGGGACACGUUCAAACAACGACCGGCUCUCUACACGCACUCGCGGCUAGUGCACAAGAUGAGACCUGUCACAACGACCACAGUGUGACCAGAACUACCACGUGAUUACGACCACAGUGUCAUUACAAAGACCAUGGUGUGACCGGAACUAAAUUGUGACCAAGACCAUGGUGUGACAAGAACUACCGGAGUGUGAUCACAAGCAGUGUGAUUUCAACGACCAUGGUGUCACCAGAAUACCACAGUGUUAUUACAACAACCACAGUGACCAGAACAACCAUAUUGUGCUUACAUCAGCCAUAUUAUGACUACAGAAAAUACGCUAUAGGGUCUCAAAGUAACUCUGUGGAGUGUAGCUACCGCUACAUGUUACUAUUACCAACACAGUGUGACAA
This is a messenger RNA of Papilio polytes (common Mormon), 1979 nucleotides long. RefSeq names its product zinc finger protein 585A-like. Gene Ontology annotation, molecular function: RNA polymerase II transcription regulatory region sequence-specific DNA binding; DNA-binding transcription factor activity, RNA polymerase II-specific. Gene Ontology annotation, biological process: regulation of transcription by RNA polymerase II. The record is from RefSeq and is a predicted model, not a curated record. NCBI's taxonomy places the organism in Eukaryota, Metazoa, Arthropoda, Insecta, Lepidoptera, Papilionidae. Gene Ontology annotation, cellular component: nucleus. The coding region runs from base 179 to 1672 and encodes 497 amino acids. The transcript is spliced from 9 exons.